UAUCGAGUUCGAUGGAAUUGGUGUCAAGGUUUGGGAUUUUGGGAGUAGCCAUGGGACUUGGCUUGAGGCUGGGGUCGGGACGCCGGGGUGGAGUGAUAUUGGUGUUGGGGGUGGGAAGGGGCAGAAGGUUCCUGGGGAGGGGUUUGGGGUGCCGUUGUUGAGGGGUAACAAGAUUAUGUUUGGGAAUGAUGUUGAGAAAGACGGAGUUACACAUGAAGCAGUCAAGUGCAUCGCGAACGUCUUGAUUCGUGGACCGGAUACUCCGUAUCCUUCGUACCGGGGUAUCUAUAACUACUAUUCUGCGGAUGAGGCUUUCUCGAGGCAGGAUGUUAGUGCUGAGAUGCAUCCGGAUGCCAGCGACUUCCUGUCCAAGCAGAUGCAUGUUGGGGUUGAGACAGAGUCCGUGGAUUCAGUCGCCUGACGUUGGGUAUUUCCCCACGACAGAGUUGAAUUUGAGUGCGAAGAAUCUUCAGAAGCUCAUGCUCCUUAAAUUCCAGAGCAUCGUCACGAGUCAACUGCACACCCAGAAACCCGCCCCCACACGCGCUGCUCUGGACAUCUGCAGCCUCAUCACCCUCGGUACUCCCCAGCCGCCCAUUAGCCCAGACGAGUUCAAGUGUCUCGUCCAACUCUGGGCCCGUGUCGUCUACGUCAUCAACACAAUCGGCAAACCCGAAUCCCCCACCUCCCCCGCAACCGACUUCAAACCCCUCAUCCUCCAACGCUUCGAAAUCAAAUCCCUCUGCGAAGAAGACCGCGAACUCCCCAUCACCGAGUUCCGCGAUAAGAUCUUCGAGUUGGCGAAUGAGUUGGGGUUCAUAAGUGAUGUUGCGAGGAACCCUGAUAUCCUUGGGUAUGCCGGGCAGGGAAGGGCGAUUAAGGGAACGUUUACGGAGGCGAUGAGGGAGAUUUGCCGGGAGGCGUAUGCCAGGUUGAGGGAGUCGGGGGAGGUUGAGAGGAGGGGGAGGGGACUUGGGAGGUUUGUGACCCCGGAGGAUGAGGUGAUUGAACCCAGGGGUGGUGAAGGGUCGCACUAUAGGCCUGUUAGUCCUGGUACUGAGCAAGGUGCUGGUGCCGGUGCUGAGGCGCCCAGUCCUGGUUACUCACCUCCCACGCCUCAACACGAGUUUGUUGGCGAGAGGCCGUUGCUGCCCAUGGGCGAGUUUGUCGACCCGAGGGAUGUUGGCGGGAUGGUGGAUAGGAGGAUGGCGGAGCAGGAGAUGGACGUCGAGUAUGAGGGAUGAGACUGACUUUGAUAAGGAGGAGGAACGUGUGAGACAGGAGGAGUAUGAACGCGAGUUCGAGGAGCGUGCCAGGACUGAUGAGAAGUGAGAGUGAGGAGGAGGUUGAUAAGGAGCAGAUGGCGCGUGAUGCUAUCUAUCGUGGGACGCUGCUUGCCAUGCUUGAACGUCGUGAGAGGGCGGAAAACAUGGCUCGUCAGAGGAUUGCACCAGCGGUUUCCUCUCCAGUUGCAGCUCCCAGAACCUUCACGCUUCCUACCCCGCCUGCGCGUGAGCCUGUUCUCCAGCCUCCGCCGGAGUCAUUCA
This is a messenger RNA of Saitoella complicata NRRL Y-17804, 1547 nucleotides long. RefSeq lists its product as uncharacterized. Bases 306 to 1244 code for a protein of 312 amino acids. NCBI's taxonomy places the organism in Eukaryota, Fungi, Ascomycota, Saitoellomycetes, Saitoellales, Saitoellaceae. The transcript is spliced from 6 exons. The record is from RefSeq and is a predicted model, not a curated record.